This is a messenger RNA of Gamsiella multidivaricata, 1255 nucleotides long. RefSeq lists its product as uncharacterized. The record is from RefSeq and is a predicted model, not a curated record. Lineage: Eukaryota; Fungi; Mortierellomycota; Mortierellomycetes; Mortierellales; Mortierellaceae. Bases 159 to 1187 code for a protein of 342 amino acids. The transcript is spliced from 2 exons.
CCUGUAUUUUCUUUGCCACCAAUCCAAAUCAAAUCCCAAAUUAAUUAAUCUUUUCACUUUCUCUCUCCUACCCUUUCUCUCUCUCUCUCUCACACUCUUUCUUCUCUGUCUUAGUGUACAUCCACACUCCGGCAAUUCUCCUUACUCACCCAGACACAAUGGAUCAUCCAAGGCACCGGCUUCUGUUUGUGCUAUCGCUCUGCCUCCAGGCCGUCGCUGCAAAUAUCGUCUGCAUCUCACCGACAUCCCUCCCUGCGGGUCUCCAGCCAGGCACUCCCCUCACCCUUGCGUAUUCUGCUGAUCUCACAGACAUGCUCUCCGCCAUCACUGCGAACCUCGUCUGCUCCUCCACCGGAAACAAAGCUCUGGUCUUGGGGUCGAAGUAUGGCUUCAGAGAUUCACCCACCGUUACCAUCACCGAUCCCCAGGCGCAUAACGCACUGGCAUCUUGUCCCACCAAUAACUUUUACGUCGAAUAUGAAAGCUCUAUCCUAGGAAAAACUCAGGUCGCUAAAUGCAAUGGAGGGUUUUCGAUCCAGUUAGUGUCCGCAACGCCCUCUGGGCCCAUUGUACCUUCUACCUCAUCCUCCCAGAUCCCUACAACUUCGCCUUCACAAAUCACUACUUCUCCUGCAACAACAACAACAACAACAGUCAGCGUCCCUGGCACCCCAGCAGCUACCUCAACACGUUCGUCUAAACCGUCGCCUUCGAUUCACCCACCUAAAACCACUGCCCCUGCUUCUGGUGGUGGAGGCAGCGGACCCGGAAACGGGGGCGAUCUACCUGGCUCUCAAACCUCAUCGUCUGCUACCGGAACACUUGAUCCCGCUCCCACACAAGAGACCUCUUCCUCAGACCUCGAAAAAUCCAGCACCUCCGGACCAUCUACUGUUGUGAUUGCGGGCGCAAGUAUCGGUGUUGUCGCAGGCAUCUUUGUGAUCCUGGCCGCGCUGUUGGCUUGGCGAAAGCGAGCGCAGAGAAAGGAGGCCGUGAGUUUUGAUCAGUUCUAUAACGACAGCCUUGCGGCCGCGAGUGGGUUCGAUGCGAAGCCGAUUUAUGCGAGAUCAGGAUCUGAUGAGGGCCAGGGUAAUGUUAUUGCAGCAGCGAGUCCUGUAGCACGUCAGAUGGCCUAUGGAGGUGCUGUCAGUAGAGGAAAUGGUAUGGUUGUUGUACCAAUGUCCUGAAUAUCAAUCUCAAGGUCAAUUCAUUCUUUGAAUCGCCAAAGUAUCAUUGUAAAUAAAAAUAAGAGCAU